Molecule: messenger RNA, 9299 nt
Organism: Styela clava
Lineage: Eukaryota; Metazoa; Chordata; Ascidiacea; Stolidobranchia; Styelidae
Source: RefSeq, a predicted model, not a curated record
CUUGUUGCUUGAAACAGACGAGCGCGCGGAAAGAUCGCAUAUAACUGUAUUAUCGACAACUUUAGCUUAUCAAAGAGUUAUCUCAGGUAAGGGUGUUCGCGAUACAGCCGUCGGACAAUAUGGAUGAGUCGCAACCUGAGACAAGCGAGAAUCCAGCGCCGGAGGAGUCUCAACCACUCGAUGCCGAAGCAAUACAGAUAGAAGAGAAAACAGAAGAUGAGCCCACUGGUGAAGAAGAAGAGCCAGCAGAUGGGGAUAAAGAGGAGACAACUAAAGAUAUUCUCAUGGAAUAUGCACCUUGGUUACUUGCAGCUGGAAUUGGAUUUUUACUUCUCAUUAUAGCAGUUGCUUUGCUGGCAAGUGCAGGAGCUGGACCUUUUGUAUUUCCUUACAAUCCACAAUAUUUCAAUGUACCUCAUUACCAAGGCUCAAUGCGUGUUCUCUCUGUUGAUGAUCAACCUUUGAAAUACAUUAACGACAUGAGAUAUAUAGGAAGCAGGGUUUCAACUAGUCUUCGAUACAAAAUUGAACCAAAAUUGAAGUACAUUUACUCAAAUGCUAGUAUGGAGGCAGAAAAUGUUGUUGUUAUAUCGUUUAAAUAUGGUGGUGCGGGUGAGACAUCAGAGACUCAGGAAGGUCGUUCCAUACUUGGCAGAUCAACAGAGGAUGGAGAAGAAGAUAAGGGAAAGAAAGCAAUUGUCGUCAGACAUUGGAUCUAUCUGAAAGAGAAUACCACUCUUUCGGAUGAAGAAUUAACGGCAAAUGUAGUUGCAGCCCUCGAUAAGGUUAAGGGUAUUGAAGUUGAUAAAACUUCUGUGGCAUUGAAAUCUUUGAAAAAUAUGACAAGACUUGAAGCUAUUCAAGCAUUAACUCAAGCUGGAUUCUUUAAGCAUGGACUCAAAGGACUUGAUCUUGGUCUACUAGAUAUCUUUGGAAUUGGACUAGAUAUACAGACAGAAGGGGAAGAAGAAGGACUUUGCAAAUCACUUUUACGUCCGAGCCAUGGAAGUGUAUCUCCCCAACAAUGUACUGCUUCUAUUAAUACUUAUGUUCAGAUGACUUGCAAAUUUGACUGUGAUGAUGGAUAUGAACUUGUCGGCUCACCAAAACGAGUCUGCCUCACCUCUGGUCUAUGGAGUGGAGAAAGUGUUAGAUGCCAAAAGAAAUGUCAACCAUUGAAGUUACAAUCUAUUGGACACAUGGAACCUCGUACAUGCUUGCAUGAUAUUGUAUCGUCAGGACAAAUGUGUUUUGCCGAAUGUCCUUCAAAUUCACACCGAAUGUUUUUUCCACCUACUAGUUCAUCCUCACUUGAGGUUAAAGAAAAAGACAUGUGGCCACCAUUAGAUUAUGAUAAACCACAGGAUACAGCAGAAUACAAUCCUUUUGAUGAUGUUAAAAGCUAUUUCCGUGAGUGUGGUGCAGAUGGACGAUGGACUGGCAGAGACGCUUCUUGCAAAGCUGUGUGUCCAAGAAUAAAUCCUCCUCCAAAUGGUGGUGUAUAUCCAGAACAUUGUCUUGUUGAUACAGUAGAAGGUGAAUCAUGUACAAUAAAGUGCGAUACUGGUUAUGGACUCAUUGGAGGAGGAAGUUCGAAGGUCAUUACCUGUGAUGUAUCAGGGAAAUGGACAAGAGAAAUCCCAGUUUGUGAAAGAUUAUGUCCUGUACUCACUGCAAGUUCAAAUAUGAUCAUAACACCGAAAAUAUGUUUGGCAUCUCCACAUGAAAGUACAAGUUGCAAAUAUGAAUGUGAAGCAGGCUAUUUACUUUCUGGGAGCGAGGAAAGAAUAUGUCGAAAUGGAGUGUGGUUGAAUUCAGAGCCAACUUGUGUUGCUGCUUGUGAUUCGAUCAAUCAUCCAGAUAAUGGAUUUUUACUAUCGCCUUCGGGACCUUGCAGUGAUAGAUCAUUUCCUGAAGGCACACAAUGUUCUUUACUUUGCGAUUUUGGAUAUUAUCCAUCUCAUAAUUCAACUACUUGCACAUCAUCAUCUGAUUGGAGCGUAACCAAGACGGAUCUAAAAUGCAUAAAAACUUGUGAAGCAAUUCCUCUAGAUGAGUUUGGUACAUGGUCAUCACCAUCUUGCCAUUUAAAUCAUUAUUCAUCGCUUGGAUUUUGCAAUUUGACUUGUCACACUGGAACUGUUGUGGGAAAAGCUUCAAUAACUUGUUCAGCAGAUGGAGAAUGGAGUGAAUAUCCUGGAAGAUGUAUUGAACAUUGUCGUGCACUCUCUGCUCCAUCUGGUGGAUCAAUGGAAAGCAAAACUUCUUGCGGUGAUGGCACUGCAACUGUGAAUACGACUUGUGAGUUCUCAUGUGAUGUCGGAAAAGGUCUAAUCGGAUCUAGAAUAUUGAAGUGUGAAACUGGCGGCCUUUGGUCUGAUGGAGACGCAGAACCAACAUGUCAAAAUGAACAGCAGUAUAUUAUUGCACAAUUUUGGGAUGAUCAUUUUAUAUGCUUGAGUGUUACUAAUGAUGGAAAAGUACAGAAGAUAGACAACAUUGAUGACUCGUGUGAAGAAAAGAAUGCCAGAUGGGCAAUCGAUGAAGAUAGAAUUAUGAGUGGUUUUGCAAGAACUUGCUUGACUGCUAAUGAAUCUUCUACUCUUCUGCAUCUGGAAGAAUGUGAUUCCUCAAACACAAAUCAGGAUUUUGGCACGGCAUUUGGACAUGCUAUUGAAUUAAUCGGUGGUAAUAGAUAUUUAACUUCAGGAUAUAGGACUAUUGAUCAACCUCAAUUAACGGAUUUUCACAGAGGACUUGGAGACCCUACUUUCCAAUGGCAAUUUUACGAUGCUGCGAGUGGACUUUCGUCAACAAGUGGUAGCUUGUAUUCAAUAAAAAAUUCUGGCAAAUGUAAGCCAGAAUUGGCAUCAGUACUUCAAGUCUCUGUCACACCUGCAUCAUGUAAUUCUGGCCCCCAGAAUGCUGGGACAACAUGUACUUUGAGUUGUAGUGCUGGUUCUGCUCUCAGUGACAAUUCACAAAGCACUGCUACAUGUACGAGUGGAGUUUGGGAUGUUGAUGCCAAUUUACAUUGUGCUAAGACCUCUCCCACUCAAUGUUUUGCUCUUGCCACUGACCCAUCUUGGGAUAUCACCAUCACCCCGAGUGAUUGUACGUCAUCACAAAAAAAUCCAGGAGAAAAAUGUGAAAUCGAAUGCAAGAAUUCUACAGCUAAGCAUCUGGAUGGACCAUCAUCUGUGAUGUGUCUGGAAACUGGAAGAUGGUCUUAUCAAUUUGCACCAGUGUGCAAACCACGAUGUCCCAGGCUUACCCUACCAGAGAAUUCCUAUCUGAUUACAACAGAUGCUUUGAAAUGUUUGGGUGCAAGUGGUAUGAUGUCUGAACCAGGCACCAUAUGCACCCUAGGAUGUGAAACGGAAUACCAGUUGGUUGGCCAAUCUAUAUUAACUUGCACAGAUGAUGGAACAUGGAGCAGUGAACCACCUAAAUGUGAACAAAUGUGUCAGGAUUUGAGUGGUAUAGAACAUUCUUCUUUAGUACAUUGCACUAAAUCCAAAAUUCAUGACAAAUAUCCAAGCGGUGUUUAUUGUGAAAUUGUAUGUGACCAAGGAUACCAUCUUGGUUUAUCAUCUGCGGGUGUAUCAUGCCAAGCUGAUGGUUCAUGGAUUUUUAUGGGUAUGGGAACGAUGGAGUGUCAGGAGAAAUGUCCAACUAUUGUUGAGAAAGAUGGACUUGUGGUAAGUCCAGUCAUGUGUGCUUUGGAAGCAGCCGUUGUGGGAACAGAAUGUACAUUCUCUUGCCAAGGAGCUGGUUAUGGACUUGAAUAUUCUUUUGAUGAAGAUGUUGAACGUGGUAUUGGCUCUGUAAAAAGGACUUGCAUGGAAGACAAGUCGUGGUCAGGCCCAGUAGUUACCUGCAGUAAGAGAUGUCCUGCAUUACCAAAAAUAGAAACUGACAACAGUGGCUUUUAUAGUCCAUCGGAAUGCAAUAAUCUACUUAUCAAACCCGGUACCAAAUGCAAACUUUUGUGCCAAGGGGAUGAUGCUGUUUAUGGAGGUCAGGAUACUUUGACUUGUGGACCUGGUGGUCAAUGGACUCCGGGAGAUACAUUCGGUACUUGUUCGCCUGCAUGUGGAGCCCUGCCAACACCAUCGCAUGCAACUAUUCUUCCGAGAAAAUGCACUGAAGGUUUUGUGGAAGCAGGUACUCAAUGUGCUAUUGUUUGCCCUGAAUACAUGGAGAGAUUAGGAUCUGGUUUCAGAGAAUGUUUGGGUUCUCCUGAUGCGUUUACUGGAUCACGUUGGUCGGGUGACUUAGAGCCAACCCGUUGUGUUGCAAGGUGUCCUCCAAUAUCUCCAAAUUUGGGUAGUUAUGUUUUCCCAAAUGAUUGUGCCCACAGAUCAAAAAUUGAAGGUGAUAUGUGCACUUUCGAAUGUACUCCAGGAUAUUCAUUGUCAGGAAUUGGAGCUUUGCAGUGUACGGCAGCUGGAACAUGGAGCGAAAGUGUUCCCACAUGCUUCCGGCCUUGUCCACCGAUAACGGUUGAUAAUGGAGACUUACACUGUGAUACAACAUCUGGUUCUUCGUCUUAUGGAUAUGGAUUUGUUUACAAGCCUGGAACUAAGUGUUUUUAUUCAUGCAACGCUGGUCAUACUGCAUAUGAACAAAACGAAAUAGCUUGUGACAAAGACGGAAUUUGGAAUCCAGCACCAUUUUGCUCUCCUGUAUCAGAUACCUUCCCUAUUAUACAAAAGAUCGGUGAAGUUACUGUAUGUUUACAAGCAUCUAAACUGGGAACUGAUGGAUCAAUAGAUGGUUCCGAAUGGCAUUUAUCAACAACUAACAACUCAAAUGCUGGUUGUGAGGCCGCAGGAAACAACGCUAUGUGGUUCUGGUAUAAUUCACUCAAUAUCAAACAUGCAGAGACUGGUUUAUGUUUAACUGCUGAAUCUGCUUUAAUUGAUGCAUCUUUACUGCUGCAACGAUGUGAUGUCACAAACAAAUUACAGCACUGGGACUGUGACUCAGAACAUCCAUAUAGAUUCAUAUUGAAGGACACUCCCUUGAGUAUUGAUACAAUGUACAAGGAAUUGGGACCUGUUUUACAAAGCAAAACACAUGCAGAGACAUAUUGGAUUACAUUCAAUUCAGUUUUGGAAACGACCGGCACUGUCUGUUCUAAUAAAGCAGUUGGGGCUUGCCCUCCUAUCAGGAAAAGAUUCAUGAAGUUAGUUCCUGAAAUUUGUACUACUGAUGAUGUUAUGAUCUGGCAACAAUGUGCUGCAUCUUGUGAAGAUGGAAGUUUGUUUGAUGGUGCAACUGAUAUUGUUGAAUGCCAACCUACUGGCGAGUGGGAAAAUUUAGAGAAAAUACAUUGCAGAAGAAAUUGCCCUGUUUUACCUAAAGUCGAACACGGAAAAUUCGAUCAAGAAAGUUGCACAGAAGAUGCGAGCAUUCAUCAGUCUAUAUGUUCUUUGUCUUGUGAUGAUGGCUACGUGCUUUCCACUGACGCAUCGGAGUCACCAUAUGUGUGUGAGGAUGGCAUGUGGGUGGGAGAUGAAGGUAUCGUCAGGUGCAUUGACAAAUGUAAAGAUCUUCCAGAAGCACCGGAGAAUGGAAAUAUUUUAUGUCGUGGAAAGGUUUGCAAUAUUAUUUGUGAUGCUGGGUAUAAAGUGAAAGGUAAUUGGACAGGAUUUGACUGCACAGAAGAUCACAUCAUUCCUAACGACACAUGCGUAGAGGAAUAUCAUUUCCGCUUGCAACUACAAACAACAGUAUUCUCGAAGACAAUUGCAACAUGCAUGAAGGUAUUCCGAGAUUUGAUUAUCAAAGUACCAUGCUUCUCUCCAGAUCCCACACAAUAUUGGAAAUGGCUUGACAGUGCUGAAGUCGUGGACGAAGAUUAUUCAAUGUUGAUGAGUAUUGCUUCAGGUCUGUGCAUGGCUGCAUCAUCGGACAGUGAAUUUGCUCAAAUAAUAUUAAAACCUUGUGAUGAAACAGAUGAAUUACAACAAUGGACUUGCCACAAUCAUUUAUUCCCUGGAAGAUUUGGACUUGUUUCAGAUGCUAAUACAUAUGUUGAUGCUGGUUAUAUCACAGAGAAUAGUCCCCCCCUAUUGAGAAAAGAUACGGCUCAUCUCAGGUCUGCAGACUGGCUGGCAAUUGAUACUAAAGAAAAUGCAAGAUAUGCUUGUGGAUCUCGUCGCAUCGGUGCUUGUCCAGUUCUUCCAAUUGGACCCUUCACUGCUGUGGAACCACUUGGUUGUAGUACAUGGGAUGGAUUACCCAUAGGCACAAAAUGUAAAACGCAUUGUUCAAAUAGUGAUUAUGAAUUAGCAAAUGGAGAGAGUGAACAUACUAUCAGAUGUCAGUCUACAGGUGCUUGGAAUGAGGACUUACAGUUAUGUGUUGCGAAGUCUUCAGCUACAGGUACUUGUGAUGCAUUCACUCUGAGUAUUGGAAUGCAAGUUUCUCCACAAAAAUGUGCAGCUGGUAGUGGUGAAGAAAUUCUGGCAGGAGAACUUUGUAAAUUCUCAUGUGAUCCUGGAUUCUAUCUUAAAGGUGCAAAAGAAGUAAUUUGCAAAAGCGGAGUCACAUGGACAGCUCCUGAACCAGCUUGUGUUCCUUUUUGCCCUGGUAUUAAACCUGAGCUGGGAGUCAAUGUAACUGAUGCUGCUUGUGUGGGAGUGACUGCACCAGAAGGUACUGAAUGUGAAAUCGAAUGUGCUGAUGGUUUUGUACCAGCAGAUGAUUCUCCAACUUCCAUAACAGCUACAUGUAACAGCAAGGGAACUUGGAAUAAACCAUACAUCAAUUGUGAAUAUUCUUGUCCUCCACUUUCUGGUAAUCCAAGUAAUGCAACUCAUAUUGCUUCGGAACUUGAAGACCCUGAUUUGUACAGAAGUACGGUGACAUCUCUUAGUUGUGCAGAAGAUCGUAGCCGUCUUAGAUCGCUGUGUGAAUUUUCAUGCCCAGAUGGAAAUGUCACUGUGUUUGGAGAAUCUGAAAUAACUUGUAAUGCUGGUGGGAUAUGGAGUGGUAGGACUCCAAGAUGUGUGCCGGAAUUCUACUGUCCUGAAGUCACUGAAACCGAAUCAACAAAAGCAAAUUACGAUAAUUUACUAGAUGAGAAAGCCGUAUUCCCAGGAACUGUUGUCAAGAUUCAUUGUGCUGAAGGAUUUAUUCCUGAUGGUGACGAUGUUCGAAAAUGUACGGUUGAUGGUUUAUGGAAAGGGGAAGGUCCCACUGUACCACAAUGUGUGAAGAAAUGUCCACCUCUUAUCACACCAUUUGCUACAGAAGUCGAGCCGAAGAGAUGCACAACAGGAUGGGUUGAGGAUGGUCUUGGUUGCUCUUAUGUUUGUGCUGAUGGAACAGUAUUUGCGGAUAGAGGAACAAAUUUACGUGUUGAAUGUAGCGAUGGAGAAUGGUCUCAUCCUGCACCACAAUGCUUAGUCAGAGAUCCCAAUGAUAUUGAUAACUUGAAUGUAUACAACGAUGAUGGUGGAUUCUUGAUAAUAACUCGUACUCCUGAGAGUGGUUGUCUGCAUGCAGGUAGUGAUAAUACUGUAAGAUGGAGACCUGCAGCUGAAUGUGACCCAAGACAAAUGUCAAAUCGUUGGAAGUGGUACGACAGUCAGCAGCUCAUGACUUUCCUUGGAGAAUUAUGCAUGCAGCCGGAAAAUCCAUUCAAUCCUAAUUCUACAUUAAUUGUCGGAAAAUGCAACGCAACAGCUUCAUUUGGUUGUGGAAAUCCUAGAAGUCUUUAUUUUAAGUACACAAUGUAUUCCUUCUCAAGUCCACAAUGGAGAUUAGCAUUUACGACUCACCCUUAUACUGGUUUACCUUAUGAGGUGUUCACUGUCAAAGCAGAAACAAUAUCACCGGAUCUACCUAAAGAUAUUUACGAAGGCUUGAAUGUAUAUGGAAAUGUUGAUGUUAUGAGUCCACGAACCACUGACAAAUCAGUUUGUGAAUAUAUGUGUGGUGGGGCAGUUCAUUUCGACAAUGAUUAUAAACCGCAUGUUAUAACGUCACCAGGAUUCAUUCAUAAUCAAGAAUAUCCAGCAAAUUCACAUUGUAAAUGGGAUAUAUUCGGUCAUGGUAGAAUUAUUACUUUAACGCUUCAAGAACUUGAUUUGAAAGGAGGAAUUGCUUCUACUGAAGAAUGUGUUUCCGAUUGUUUAACAAUUUAUGAAGGUGAUGGUUAUGAUACCGUUUUAUCUGAGAAAGUAGCCGUCUAUUCUGGUGAUGAUAUUCGAAGUCAACAUCCUAUUGUUAUACGUUCUAUUUCUCCUUUCCUUCAUAUCGAAUUUGUAUCUGAUGGCACAAAACAAGGAAGAGGGUUUGCUUUGCAAUAUGUGUUCGAAGAUCUACCUUCCCCACAAGGUAUAUGUGGACAUCGUGAAAAAUAUGAAAAUGAUAUUAGCUCUGAAGGAACUACAGAAGUAAGACCGGGACUACGUGGCAAUAGUGCGAACAUUGAAAAAUGGCCAUGGCUUGUCUCUAUAAGAGAGAAAUAUUGGGGCAGUUCGAAGGCGUAUCACCGAUGCACUGGAGCAUUAAUAUCAUCGGAAGUUGUCAUUACUGCUGCACAUUGUACUAGAUUUGUUGUACAAAAAUCUGCUAGUACAGUUGAUAUUGGGAUUGGAAUGACUUUACAGAAUGAUAUGGACAGAGCUAUGAGAAAUUUCACUAGAGAACCACUCAGAUCAAUGUUUCAUGUCUAUCAUGGUUAUAAUUCAGUUACUAGAGAUGGUGACAUUGCGAUAUGGAGGCUGAACCAACCAGUAACAUUAGGAGAUAGAGUAUUUCCGAUAUGUUUACCAGACAGUGGAUAUAGAGUCCAUGAACCUAAAAGCACCUGCUACAGUGCUGGAUGGAAUUCACUAACUCAAGGCAUUAAUCUGAAUCAAAUAAUGGAGUAUGAAGUUCAAACAAUUUCAAGUACAUGGUGUAAAGAAAUGUUGGGAUUAAACAAAGAUUCAUCAUUUGCUUGUGGUGAAAACAUCAACUUCGAUAUUUCUGGCAUCCAUGAAAAGACCGAAUCCGAGCCUUUAAUGUGUAACCAUAAUGGAAACUGGUAUUUAUCCGGUAUCAGAAGCUACACACAUAUCGGUGCAAAAGACACAUACAGACUAUAUACAGAAGUACAUAGAUAUGCAGAUUGGAUAGAACACACUAUAAAAACCAUGGAUUUAUAUUACACUUCACAGGGUGGACAUUUAGUCCUUGGUGGCAGUUAACGACUUAUCCAAUUGACAUUUCCUUCGUUUAUUUAUUGAUGCCAUAUUUUGUUUGGCAAUUUCUCUUAGGAAAUAAAAGUUUUAAAUAUA